Thunnus maccoyii (southern bluefin tuna) is the source of this 4672-nucleotide messenger RNA. Its product is annotated as sodium/potassium/calcium exchanger 3-like. The transcript is spliced from 17 exons. Gene Ontology annotation, biological process: intracellular calcium ion homeostasis; calcium ion transmembrane transport. Gene Ontology annotation, cellular component: membrane. NCBI's taxonomy places the organism in Eukaryota, Metazoa, Chordata, Actinopteri, Scombriformes, Scombridae. Bases 302 to 2302 code for a protein of 666 amino acids. Gene Ontology annotation, molecular function: calcium, potassium:sodium antiporter activity; calcium channel activity. The record is from RefSeq and is a predicted model, not a curated record.
ACCCAGCCGGCGGACGCAUCCAUGGAGAGCUCGUGCAGCAGUCCUCUGCCUUUCUACUUCCAAAACCACAUUUUAACAUGACAUAAGAAGCCAAACCCGGCACUUCCAGACAGAAGCUCAACGUUUUUGCUGAACAGCCCUCGCAGCAUCCCAGCGGUACCAAUUCCUAACUUUUGUUUUUUCUUAUCAUUCCCCCUGAAAACCCCUCCCCUGUACUUUUUCAUCCGUUCCCGGGAGAUAAAUCUAUUCUCUGGGAAUUUGAGGAGGUUGCUCGAUUUCUUUUUGUUACUUCGGGAUCCGCAUGGAUGUGGCAGCGGUAGAGGGGAUGUCUCUGCCGGGUAUCCGACUCCGGAAUCGGCCGACUCAAGUGAUGCCGAGCCAGAAGAAGGUCAAAGCGAGGCGGAAAAAGCGAAAGGAGUUGGUUUUAAUCCAGAUAUGCUUGUUCGGCGGCUUGCUUCUGGUCGUGAAGGGGUUUUCCUUCUUAGCGGAAAAUGCAGGUUUUGACAUCUCCAGCCACAGCACGGAGGACCAAGAGAGAUGGGGAAGCAGGAGGCUACUGCAGGAAAUGGACAACAGCAGCCUGGAGGAAAUGGAGAGUGAAGGAUCUAAAAACUGCAAUGCUCCAGCUCUGCACGAGUUCCCUACAGACCUGUUCACACACAAAGAGAGAACAGAAGGAGCUUUGGCCCUGCAUGUCCUGUGUACCAUAUACAUGUUCUGUGCCCUGGCCCUCGUCUGUGAUGACUACUUCGUCCCCUCCUUGGAGAAGAUAUGUGAGCGUCUCAAUCUCAGCGAGGACGUAGCAGGUGCGACCUUCAUGGCCGCCGGCAGCUCGGCUCCUGAGCUCUUCACGUCCAUCAUAGGGGUGUUCAUCACCAAAGGUGACGUGGGUGUGGGGACCAUCGUGGGUUCAGCUGUCUUCAACAUCCUCUGCAUCAUUGGUGUGUGUGGCUUCUUCGCUGGGCAGGCAGUGAAGCUUACUCCUUGGGCUCUACUCCGAGAUUCAAUUUACUACACCUUUUCUAUCAUAGCCCUCAUUGCGUUCAUCUAUGAUGAGAAGGUGUGCUGGUGGGAGUCUCUUGUCCUGAUUCUCAUGUAUGCAGUCUAUAUCCUCAUCAUGAAGUUUAACGGCAGGGCACAGCGCUACUUCGAUCGUCGAAAGAAGAGCUCCGUAAAUCUGGCCAACGGGUUGACAGGAAGCACUGAUCUGGAGGAUAAUGUCACUUGUGAUGCUACUGCAGUCCUGCUCAAGAAAGCUAACUUCCACUGUAAGCCAUCCGUGCUGAUGGUAGAUGAGCUCCUGUCUGCCUACCCCCACCAGCUGUCUUUCUCCGAGGCUAGCAUGAGGAUCAUGAUCACCAGUCAUUUCUCACCCAGAACCCGCCUCACCAUGGCCUCUCGGAUGCUGAUCAAUGAGAGACAAAGACUGAUCAACACCACUGAGACUCGGGUCAACCGAAUCAACAACGGCGACUCUGACUCAGUGGCCAAGGCCCAGGGGAGGCGGGGCUUGGAGAAUGGGAUGGGCGGGGCUGAGCAGGGCCUCAACGGUAGAUGCAGACUUCAGCGACUGGAGUCUGGGAAUGAGACAGAGAAUGAAAACGAGGACAAUGAGAACAACGAGAAUGAUGAGGAAGGAGAGGGAGAGGAUGACAAUGGAGGGCCCCUGGUGCCUUUCAAAGCUCCAGCGGGUGCAUGUAACAAGCUGAAGUGGCUGACCAUGUGGCCGCUGUCCCUGCUUCUGUUCUUCACCGUGCCCAACUGUGCCAAGCGGGGCUGGGAGAGAUGGUUCAUGGUCUCCUUCUUCACUGCCACCAUCUGGAUCGCUGGCCUUUCCUACAUCAUGGUCUGGAUGGUGACUGUGAUUGGCUUCACUCUGGGCAUCCCUGAUGUCAUCAUGGGCAUCACCUUCCUAGCAGCAGGCACCAGCGUCCCAGACUGCAUGGCUAGUGUUAUAGUCGCACGGCAAGGUCUGGGAGACAUGGCCAUCUCCAACUCCAUAGGCAGUAAUGUGUUUGACAUCCUGGUGGGCCUGGGCCUGCCCUGGGCUCUACAAACACUCUGCAUCGACUACGGCUCCAUCAUCCAUCUUAACAGCAGGGGACUCAUAUUCUCUGUUGGACUCUUACUAGCCUCAGUAUUCUUCACAGUUCUAGGGGUCCAUUUGAACAAAUGGACUUUGGACUGGCGACUGGGCUUGGCCUGCAUCAUCCUGUACGCUGUCUUUCUAUGCUUCUCCGUCCUCAUUGAGUUCAACGUCUUCAUCUUCGUCAACCUUCCUAUGUGCCGAGACAUCCAUUGACCUCCCUCCUCUUCUUCUUCUACUUCUUCCUCUGGCUAAUGGAGGAAACCUCACCUGGCUUCCAGUUUCUUGGCGCCUUCAGACCAAGUCCUACCUUUUUUUUUUUCCAAAUAGAAAAAUAGAGCUCUAUAUGAUUUAUCUUUGGUGCAAUACACACAAGAGAGAGGACACCGGAGGUUGUGGGUUUUUUGGUGGGACUGCACAUGAGGCGCGAAAAGAAAGUCCCAGCAGCAGAGAUUGCUGCCAGUCGUUGUCUAAGUUUGUACUGAAAGGUUUGCUGGAGUGAACUUAACCGUAUUAAGACCAACAGUUAGGCUACUGUUGGUGAAGAAGCUGCUACUGUUACUGACUAACUGACCGGCAGAAAGAGAGAAAUCCUGCGCUAUCAGCGAUUUUUAGCUGGAUCGUUUGUUACUCUUUGUACAAGUUUGGAUAUAAGCACACAAUUAAGGUAUUUUUAAGUAAAAACUGGCUUUCUCUGUAUAUAUUUGAGGAUUAUAUAAUUAAUAAUAUUAGCUGAAACAUGGGAUUCUCUUAUGCACAACUGGAUCAGUCUUGCAAAACUGAAUGAACCAAUGACGGUGACAAUAUUGUAUGUUUUACUUUAGCACAGCACAGUCAUGUGGUCUGCCAGAAAUACACUCAAAUGCUUCAUUUGUCUCCCUUUUUUCAGCCCUGAUACAGUAUAACAACAUAGCAUGCUGUUCUAGCCACAAGCCAACUCUAGCUUUGCACUGACAGAGAGAAUCUAGAUAUUAAACAAUAUUCACAUAGAGUCUAUUCUUGGCUGUUUUUCUGUCUCUCUACAGGCAUAUCCCAGUAGAUGUGGGGUUUAUUUUUCUUGAAUAAAACCCACAUAUGAAAGGGAUCUCCCUGGAACUGACACCCAGCACUGACACUUUAUUGAUUAGAGAUGUUAUUCUAUCAUUGCGCAGUGUCUACAGGUUCUCUAAACAUGUAACUACUGAAUUUAAAGUUCCCUCUAGACAUUAAACCUCUUGUGCUAUAAUUAAGAAAUAGUUUCUAGCCUCUGAGUUGAGUAUAACAUUGUUACUUCUUAAAGCCAAAAGUAUUUUUAGAAUAGCAGUAAGAGUUAUAGAUUUGGACUUAAGAAUCAGCUUGUGUGCGCAGCGUGUGUGUGUGUGUGUGUAUGUGAGUGUGUGCGCAUGUGUGUGAGGUGUGUGAUACAAUCUCGAGGGGAACCAAGGAUACCACUGUUACUGGGAAGACAUAAUCAUGAUUUAUUUAUGAAUUAAUUUAUUCAAAGAUCAUGUCUAACCACCAGUUUCAGCCCUUUGGAUCAUGUACAGUGUAUUAAAUGGAACGCUCUCCGAUCAUUGGCGACGGAGCUGUACAAUGUACUGUACCUAAUAUAUAAUCUAAGUACUGGAAACUGACUUGAUGUUGUUUAUAUUUAAGAAUAGAACUUUAUAAUUUAUAAGUUUUGUAUAGUUUGGAAAGAUAUUGCAACAUUUGUAUAUUGGUACAAAAACAGUUUAGAGAUGUUGUGUUUUGGUGAGAUGGACUGAAAGUGCAUCUGUUUGACCCUCUCACCGGUCCUAACACGGCGAGAUCGGUGAAAGCUAAUCUCCCUUCUCGUAUGUUAAACUAGUGAUGAAUCACGGAUGUAAAAGUUGCACUUUCAGAGAAAAAGGAAGUGCGUACUGAUGGCACGCCACUCUGAACUUUCACAACAUAUUGUUUCUUAAACACAGUGCUUGAACUCUUGUACCAUCCCUUGUAUUUGAGGCUUCAAAUCCUGCGCUCAUGGCCAUUCUCCUGCUUGUAUUUGAGCCAAAAAUACACCAUUGUCAACAGUAUUGCCACUCUGUUUCAGCAUGUGUUCAAACAAACUGUGUAUUUUUAUUUUUGAUUUUAUAAGAUUUUGCUGAAGCAUCCUCAGUAGGUGUUGUUGCUUCUCCUGCAGCCACGAGAGAGCGCUGUAGAACUGUGUUACAUCUUCAGAGGGGGCUGACACAGUAGAAAGUGGUUUGGGUAUAUUUUCAGGUAGGCUACAUAGAAACAAAUACUGGUCAGUUUGCAUGCCUCUUUCAUAAUUCAGAUUAUUUUAUGUGUAAUUUUAAUGCAUUUCCAAGAUGAAAAGGCACUGUCUUGAUUAUGCUGUACAUAUCAGAGGGAUAUGCUACUAUAAACACAGAUGUUGGAGUAACUUCUGACAAGCAGUUAUAUUUGAGAUAUAUACAGUAUUUAGAAUGUAGGCCUACAACAGUUAGUUUUCAGCUAAUUAAUGUCGUUUGAUGCUCAUGUCCUUUGAAUUGUUUGUAAAUCCUCAUUUUUGUUGACGAGGACUUCUGGGCUCAGAGCCAGAGAGAUGAAGAUGUUGGCCUUGUUCCCAGUGGUCUUCUUGCA